This is a messenger RNA of Salarias fasciatus (jewelled blenny), 661 nucleotides long. RefSeq names its product sperm-tail PG-rich repeat containing 4 (gene stpg4). The transcript is spliced from 7 exons. Gene Ontology annotation, biological process: epigenetic programing of male pronucleus. Bases 1 to 633 code for a protein of 210 amino acids. Gene Ontology annotation, cellular component: female pronucleus; male pronucleus; germinal vesicle. The record is from RefSeq and is a predicted model, not a curated record. Lineage: Eukaryota; Metazoa; Chordata; Actinopteri; Blenniiformes; Blenniidae. Gene Ontology annotation, molecular function: histone binding; chromatin binding.
AUGUCCAGGCCAGGAAACAGAGCAGAUAAGGGCGAUGACAAGGCAGACCGGUGUGGCCGAGGGAGCUGGUGGCUGGGGACGCUUAAAGACACACCGCUCCCAGGCGUCUACCACAUUCGAGACUUUAUCGAGGAAGCCAACCUGAACCCUGUGAGACAAACCUAUGGCUUCAAAAAUGUAGGGAGAAAAGCUCUGACACUCAGUGUAUGUAAGGGAGACCUCCUCCUGCCCGGAGCGUACGACUACACGGAUUUCACUCAAGAGGUCCUGAAGCACCCGGCGUCAUACUCUUUCAAAAACUGCCCACGACCCGACAUCCUCACCCUGGGAAUCAGAGACAAGCACAUAAACACGUCACCCUGUGACUACGACGUGUCAGCCAAGCCGGCGGAGAAGAUCCCCUGCAAGCAUGCAAUGUUUCGGUCCACCGUGCAACGGAUCAGCUUUCCACCUAGAGAAGGACCUGCGCCGUGGACCUACGAACCCCAGAGCGUACCAUCUAAAGGCGUCACCUCCUGCUUCAAGUCCACGCUGCCUCGGCUGCCCACCGUACACUCAAAGACUCCAGGACCAGGGUACUAUGAGCCUCACUGGAAGUGGUCUGACUACGGAGGUCAUCGGCCCCUCAUUUAAAGACGUUUUGUCUGGACUUCAUUCCCAC